Messenger RNA from Parastagonospora nodorum SN15, 5298 nucleotides. RefSeq lists its product as hypothetical. NCBI's taxonomy places the organism in Eukaryota, Fungi, Ascomycota, Dothideomycetes, Pleosporales, Phaeosphaeriaceae. The transcript has 3 exons. The coding region runs from base 1 to 5298 and encodes 1765 amino acids. Gene Ontology annotation, molecular function: ATP binding; nucleic acid binding. Gene Ontology annotation, cellular component: cytoplasm. The record is from RefSeq and is a predicted model, not a curated record.
AUGGCGGACACAUCACAUGCUGAUGCGACCGUCCGGAUAUUGGAUUGGUACGCUAAGCUAUACAGUCGCCGAGUCGACCUUGUAGGCGACUUCGCAGGCAGUGAACGAUUCCUCGUUCAUGGCGAAUCACUACUCCUGGACUGUUUCAGCGACCCGACUAUCGACUUCGAUCCAGCCUAUCAGCUGCUACAUGCUUCUUACGCAGUCGAGAGGGUGCUACAUGGCCUAGUCUCUCGACGAUGUAACUUUCACAUUGCAUUCUUCGAUGAUUACCAAGAGUUCUGCGUGCCCCCAAAUGCGUCGUCCGCAACUACCGAGAAGUACCUCCUCGCGCGAGCAGCGAUAAUCCGCCACCUUCAAGUCAACUUGCGGAAUGUUCAUCCAGACAUCGAAGUUCAUCGAUUUUCAUCAACAACUUCGGAGUCAUUCUCUGAUUAUCUAAAGACUACCGACAUCUAUUUCGUUCUCUGCCACGAUGGUGCCUCGGCAAACAAGGCAUACAAAAAGGCAUACCGUACAUUUAUAUACGAUUUGAUGCGGCGAGGUUACAGCGUUGCGCUUGUUAACGGACUGGAGCUGCAAGACACAAAAGUCAUCACAACUGUAUUGGAGCACUCGCGUUCUCUAGAUGUCGUUCCUCCUCCCGCGACCUCACCCGAUGUUCAAAACACCAGUAUCAAUCCAGCACAUCUCGGCAAGGCCGUUGAUCUAAUCACAGAAUCCUGCGAGGAGUCCCUGAGUGAACGCGAGUAUCUUACGGUCCUCAUUGCCUCCAAACUAGUAGGCAAGGACGAUCAGUCUGAAUUCACCGUUGCGCUCCUCAGUCAUGCAGGAUUGCUCGCAGAACUCAGUCUUGCUGACCGCCUUGUGGAUACCCAGGAAAUUCCACAAAAGGCGCAAGAGUUCUUGGUCAAUUUUGCUCAAGAGGCGCGGAACUUGUUGAGUUCAAAUGCGUGGUUCGAACAAUUCAUCUCUGAGGAUGACGAAACUGUCUGCGAUGUCGCAGACCUCGUAGAUGGACGACUAUUCGCCUACUGCUUACAAAACCCUUCUAAAACAGAGCGAUUUGAAUUGCUGCGCGAGGCCACAGAAGAGCUGAGUGGUCACGAUGUACCGGACCUUUCAAGCAAGUCUGUGGUUGAGUCCACCGGUGCGGCCAACAGCAACGGUACCGGUGCGACGCCAUAUGCUCUUAUGCCUUUCUCCGACUCCGUCUUUGAUGAGCACCUCAAGCCUGUACAUUUGAACGUGAGCAAAUCCGGAGGCAAGGUUGAUCCCACUUCAGCCAGUAUCUUCAGAGAGGUAUCACACUGGCACAACGCGAAGCGACCGAUAGACAACAAGACGAAGAGCCAGCUUGAAAAGGAUCCAAAGAUUGCAAAGAAGGCUCUCCGCCGCAACCAGUUUUUCAUGGCUGAGAUGACUUCAUACGCGGCCAGCUUAACCAACGCCGUUGGAAAAGUGCUCGAACCCGAGAUCAUAACCAUGGGGGACAAAGGUGCACAAGCGCCGCCAUCGAAGACUGAGAACACAAGGCCUAAGCAGCAGUCAAAACAAAGCACUAAAAAUAUCAACUCGGCAAAGCAAGCCAUGCUCGCUGAUAUUGCAGCGAGUUCCAAGAAGAAGGAUGAGGACGUAGCGAAACAACUGUACCAAGCAUGGGCAACCAAAUGCGAUGGUAUUGAGAAGCAGGCAGAUUUGGCUGGACGCUACAAUCAAGCCAGACAGUACUUGGUCAGCCUCAACACCGAUAUCAAGCGCAAGACUCUGGAAGCCGAAGUUCGCCUCUACAUGCUCAACGUACUGGUGCAGAUGUGGAUCACCAAUUGCAAGAAAGCGGACAAAGAAGACGGUAUCUACAUCGCCGCCCUCAUAUUUGACACAGUCCGGUCAUUCUGCAAUCUCCCAUCCGUCACCAAGACCAUCUCGGCAUGUCUCACACAGACAGUCGAGGAACUUGAACUACCCGCUCUACAAGUCCCACCUGCGCAAGGUGAUCGCAAACUACCUUUCAAAUUCGUGCUUGAUCAAGAGACUACUGCCAAUGUUGACCUGGCCUUGAACCUAUCUCCCGAGCACUUCCAAUUGCUUCACUGCGGACCAUACUUCGACCGCACCAUGGACUCUGCACCGGACCCGCGCGUGCCCUUCGAGCCCGAUGCGUGGCAGAGGAAGGUUCUGGACGAGAUUGAUGCGCGCCGCAGUCUACUUGUCAUUGCCCCGACUUCGGCCGGUAAGACUUUCAUCUCGUUUUAUGCUAUGAAGCAAGUCUUGGAGUCCAGCAACAACGACGUCCUUGUUUACGUUGCGCCCACGAAAGCACUCGUGAACCAGAUUGCGGCUGAGGUACAAGCGCGUUUCUCAAAGAAUUACAAGUACGCCAAUUCAGUCUGGGGCAUUCACACACGCGACUACCGUAUCAACAACCCUACUGGUUGUCAGAUCUUGGUCACUGUGCCUCACAUCUUGCAAAUCAUGCUACUCGCCCCAAGUCACGCCAAGAGCUGGUCAGAGCGGGUGAAAUGGAUCAUUUUUGACGAAGUCCAUUGUAUUGGUCAAGCCGAGGACGGUGUCAUUUGGGAACAACUACUGCUUAUGGCACCAUGCCCGAUCAUUGCACUGUCUGCGACCAUUGGAAAUGCUGAUGCUUUCAACGACUGGCUCGCCUCGACACAAAAAGCUGCAGGCCAUGAGCUUGUCAUGGUACAACACCCACACCGUUACUCAGAUCUCCGGAAAUUUGUUUUCACACCACCCAGGCGUCCCAAAUCGUCAGAUUAUCUCCCGUUGCCAGCCUCCCGUGCAUUUGCUCAGCUUGGGCUGAGCGAGCAGGGCAACUUUGCCUUCCUUCAUCCUGUAGCAAGCUUGACCAACCGUGCCCGUGGGCUACCAUCCGAUCUGACCUUCGAAGCACGCGAUUGCUUCACCUUGUGGCAAAGCAUGUCGAAACAUCAGACCACAGAAUUUCCCAUGGACAAAGCACUCGACCCUUCAGCGGUUCUGCCUGCCGUCAUCAAGAAGGCUGACAUCAUUAAAUGGCAAGUCGGCCUCAAGGCAGUACUUUCAAAGUGGUUGGCAGAUGACGCGUCCCCUUUCGAGGCAGUUCGCAGGGACUUGAGUCAGGCACUCGCAGGUAUCGAACAGGCAGGUCAAGAUGCCAUCGAAGAGGACUCAGACGAUUCAGAUUCCGAAGAUGACGAGUCUAAAGCCGACGAGAUGGAACUCAAGCAUGAUGUUAACAAUCUGCAGCGACAAGACGCGCUUCCCGGUAUCAUCUUCAACUACGACAGAGGUCUUUGUGAGAAGAUGUGCCAGACCCUCAUGAAACAGCUUACUGAAGCUGAGACAAACUGGAAGAAGACCAGCCCUAAGUGGAAGGACAAGUUGCGGGAGUGGGAUGACUGGAAGAAAGAGAUGGCCCGAAGAGAGAAGCAAGGUGUCCGCGGUGCCAACAAGGGUAUGACCAAGCAGGACCAGAUGAGAGAAGCAGCCAGCCAGGAGGUCAGUGCCUUUGCGUCUUUCAAUCCUGAAAAGCCUCUUGACGGCUUUCACUUCGCGGACAACAAGAAGCUCUCACAAGAAGAGCUCGAGGACUUUGCUUAUCAGAUGCGCCGGCGCGGUGUUGAUGAGUGGCUGAUCGACGGCCUUCGACGAGGUAUCGGUGUUCAUCACGCUGGUUUGAACCGCAAGUACAGGUAUUGUGUGGAGAUGCUCUUCCGCCGUGGCUAUCUGAGGGUUGUCAUCGCCACAGGAACCCUUGCUUUGGGUAUCAACAUGCCUUGUAAGACCGUUGUCUUCUCCGGAGACUCUCUGUUCCUGACUGCCCUCAACUUCCGUCAGGCUGCGGGUCGUGCUGGUCGCAGAGGAUUCGACAUGCUUGGUAACGUUGUAUUCCAUGGAGUACCAAUGAGCAAAAUCCACAAGCUCAUCAGCUCAAGACUGCCUGACUUGAACGGCCACUUCCCAAUCACCACUACGCUUGUCCUGCGGUUGUUCACUCUCCUGCAUUCGUCCGAAAACUCCAAGUUUGCUGUCCGCUCCAUCAAUGCGUUACUUUCGCAGCCGCGGCUAUACUUGGGUGGAGAGGAAGCGAAGAUGACAGUCUUGCAUCAUCUGCGAUUCUCGAUUGAGUACCUACGGAGGCAACAUCUACUGGACGCACAAGGUGCGCCGCUCAACUUUGCUGGUGCGGUCAGCCAUCUCUACUUCACCGAGAACUCAUCUUUCGCCUUCCACGCCCUGCUUAAGGAUGGCUACUUCCAUCAGCUAUGCGCCAAGUUCGCCACGAACCAAGAGUCAGUGCUACGUGAAUUGAUGCUCACCAUGUCGCAUCUCUUUGGCCGACAGCACUGCAGGAAAGCAGACAUGGAGUUCGUGCAGGACGUUGUAAAGGGAAGUCCUUCCAUUGUGUUUUUGCCAGAGAUGCCACCGCAAGCUGCGGAUAUCUUGCGACGUCACAACAAAUCCACACUGGACAUUUUCACCGCCUAUGUUCAGACAUACGUCGAACAGCAUGUCAAGCAGCCCGACAACACACUUCCUCUGACUACGGUCAAGGUUGGCACUGAUUCUUCCAAGCCACUGCAAGGCGCAGCGAAGAAGUCUCUCAAGGCUCGCUCUGCUUUCGUCGCCCUCUCAGGUCAUGACGACAACUUCUCUUCUAUUCACGACCUCUGUUCCACGUCCCGGUCUGGUGUCUUCCUCGAGGAAGCCGUUGUCCCGCACGUAGGUCUAUACUCGGAAGACGACUCGUCGCUCCCGCUCAACGCGUACCUGUACGACUACUUCAACCACUCGAAUCCCACGGCGCUUAUCACUGCCAACCGCAUCCGCCGCGGCGAUCUCUGGUUCGUGCUCAACGACUUCAGCAUGGUCCUCGCGACCAUCGUCACCUCCCUCAGCAACUUCAUGAAACUCGGCUCCGACUCGGACCUUGACUUCAUCGACAUCCGCGGUGGUGGCGACGAGGGCGAAGAGGAGAAGGAAGACAAGUUCCUGCCCAACGACGCGGCUAGCGAAGUGACAAACCUCUCUGGAACGACCCUCGCGUCCGGCUCCGGCAUCGUCAAGCAGGAAAUGCCCAUCCAGGUCAAGAAGAAGAAGGCCAAGGUCAUGGACUCCUGGGACGACGAGGGCGACGAGUCGAGCGAAGAAGAGGCUGAGGAGGAGUGGGAUGCGGAUGAUGCCGAGGGAGAUGCGCCGGCGUGGGAAGAAGGCGUGGGGCUGCUGAACGUGCUGAAGGCGUUCAAGGCGCUCAAGGAGGACUUUGAUACAAAGUUCAGGAUGAUGUGGGCUUAG